Messenger RNA from Oncorhynchus mykiss (rainbow trout), 4665 nucleotides. RefSeq names its product (E3-independent) E2 ubiquitin-conjugating enzyme UBE2O-like. Gene Ontology annotation, molecular function: ubiquitin conjugating enzyme activity. The record is from RefSeq and is a predicted model, not a curated record. Lineage: Eukaryota; Metazoa; Chordata; Actinopteri; Salmoniformes; Salmonidae.
CCUAUCGACGUAAACACGUGCACUUCCAUGGUUACAGGUUUCUCUUUUUUCUUCUCCACCAUCCGUCUCCCUUUAUCGCAUUAUUCCCUGACAACUGCAGCGAUGGCGGAACCCGUGGCAUCGGACGCAAUAGCAACAGACGCAGCUCUUUCUCCGGCUGUAAGCCCGGGUUCGGAGCCUCCAUCCAUGGCGCUCUCUCCUUCUGCAGGCGGCUCCCAGCGGCUUCUUUUCUCCCACGAUUUGGUGUCAGGUCGGUAUCGCGACUUGGUCCGGUUCGGCCUAGUCAGAAUGAUACAAGGCGAGGAGGAGUUUGAUUCAGACUCGGACCUCGACGAUGGCGGAGGUAGAGGCGGUGGAGGAGGUGGCUGUAUCCCCUGUAACUCUGACACCGAGAGCAGUGUUGUGGACAGUCUGGCACCUCUGGGAAGGGGUUUUGUCCGGGUGCAGUGGUACCCAGAAGGAGGGAAGCAAGACAUACGGGAAACAAAGCUGAAACUUGUAGAUCGAUCCAUCGUUAUCCGAGACAUUGUGCGGCGGAUGAAUUCUAACGACAACCAGUGUGGCAUCGUGACCGACAUCGACAUAGAGUGUGCUGUAAAACUAGUGGGGACCAACUGUGUCCUGUACCCCGUCAACAGUAAAGACCUACAUCACAUCUGGUCUUUCAUGUAUGGGGACUACAUAGCCUACGACUUCUGGCUGGGGAAGGUGUACGACCUGACCAACCACAUCAUCCUCAAGCUGUCCAAUGGAGCCAGGUGUUCCAUGAAUGUGGAGGACGGCGCCAAGCUGUACGACGUCUGUCCUCACGUUAGUGACUCGGGUCUGUUCUUCGAAGAGGCCUAUGGUUUCUACCCAGGCCAGGUGCUGAUCGGGCCAGCCAAAGUCUUCUCCAAUGUCCAGUGGCUCUCCGGGGUCAAGCCCGUACUCCGUAAGAAGAGCAAGUUCAGGGUGGUGGUCGAAGAGGUCCAGGUGGCGGAGCUGAAGGUGACGUGGAUCACCAAGAGUUACUCCCCCAAGGGCACGGACAGCGUCUACCCCCCUCCUUCUACCAUCUCCCAGGAGAACCUCUGCAGAGUGAAGCGUCUGGGCUACUAUGACCACACCCAGAGGCAGCUGGGGGAGAGGGCCCUGUACGUGUUCCCAGCCAAGGGAGACACCACACACAUCACCUGUGAGUGGCCCGACGGAGCCCCUGGACUCCCAGAGGACCCCGUAGCCAGGAAGUUGAAAAGAAUGUUCAAGAAGGAGUUGUUAGGGAAGAAGCCCAGUGAAAAUGCAGACACACAAGGUGCCAACCAGCACUCCACGGACAACACGGACAGCCUUGACGGUGACCUCAAGCCUGACAACACCCACCCAGACUCCACCAACCACACCGCGCUCCCCCGUCCUCACCACCCCAACAACGGCCCCAACCACACCCUCCAGCCCUCGCCCCUGUGCCCUCCCCCCUCUGACCCAUGGCCCGAGCCCGCGGAGCAGGAUGCAGACGAUGAGGCAGGGGCGGAGGACACGGACGACACGUUGUCGCUGACGUCGUCGGCGAGUAGCACCGCGUCGUCGCAGAGCGGCGGUCUGGGGGGCUUGAACAGGAAGAAGAGCAUCCCGCUGUCCAUCCGCAACCUGAAGAGGAAGCACAAGAAAAAGAGGACCAAGUUCUCCCGCGAGUUUAAGCCCGGCGACAGGGUAGCAGUAGAGGUUGUGUCCACCAAGACCUCGGCCGACGUCCUUUGGAAGGACGGCCGCAUGGAGACACUCAUCCGCUCCAAUGACCUCAUCCCCAUCCAGCACCUGGACAACCACGAGUUCUGCCCCGGAGACUUUGUUGUCGACAAACGACCCCAAGCCCCUACGGACCCAGGUGUGUACGGGGUCAUCCAGUCGGGCGACCACAAGGGCAGGACGUGUGCCGUGAAGUGGAUCAAACUCAACGCCUCUAGCGACAACGUGGAGGUCAUAGGAGAAGAGGAGGAUGUUAGUGUGUACGACAUCGCCGACCACCCAGACUUCCACUUCCGUACCACUGAUAUCGUCAUCAGGAUAGGGAACUCUGAGAACGAGCGGAAUACAGAGUGUGAGAACAAUACGUCAGUAGGCCAGGUCUUCAGAGUGGACGUGAGCAGCAAAGUGGAGGUGGUGUGGGCUGACAACUCCAUGACCAUCGUCCUGCCACAGCACCUGUACAACGUGGAGUCUGAGAUCGAGGAGACUGACUAUGACUCUGUGGAGGAGAGCAGCAGUGGCCUGUCCACGGAGGAGUGGGAGGACGAGAGCGACAGCUGGGAGACUGAUAACGGCCUGACUACCAACGAGGACGACCAGCACCCCGCCAAUGAGGACACCGCCACCCCGGCCCCCACCGGCCCCAGCCCCUUCAUCAUCCCCCCCGAGGAGGGCGGCAAAGCAGGGGCCGCCACCCCCACCAAGCCCCCUAACGCCAUAGAGGACCAGGAGGGAGCUGGGGCUAUAGCCAGCCCAGGCGCCGGUGCCGGUGCUGGAGGAACCACCCCUGGAGCAGGAGGGGGUGAUGCUGCAGAGAAGCUCCCCGGGAAAGACUGCACGCCGCGGGGCUUCCGCGAGCUCAAGGAGGCCCUGAAGAUCCUGGAGAGCCUGAAGAACAUGACCGUGGAGCAGCUAUGGACGGGCGGCUCGCCUACCUCGCCCACGUCCGGUGCCACGCCCCCCGCCAACGGGACUAACGCCAACACCGCCACUGCCGUCACGCCAGAGAAACCCACCAAGGAGAAGCGCUUCCUGGAUGACAUCAAGAAGCUUCAGGAGAACCUGAGAAAGACCCUGGACAAUGUGGCCAUCGUGGAGGAGGAGCGGAUGGAGGCGGUGGUGGAGGCCGGAGGAGGCGGCGCAGGAGGAGGUGGGAGUACGGAAGGAGGAGAAAGAGGGGGUGAAGAAAGGCCCCAGGAGGAGGUGGCGAAGACGCCAGGCGCGGCACCAGAGUGGCCCAGCGAUACGCCUGUCCUGUGCCAACAGAGUGGUGGCAAGCCCGGCGUCACCUUCACCAGUGCCAAGGGAGAGGUGUUCUCUGUGCUGGAGUGGUCACCAGACACCCACACCUUUAAGAAGAUGGAGUUCCAGCCGGCCGAGGCCAAGAAGUUUUUCAGCACCGUGAGGAAGGAGAUGGCUCUGCUGGCCACCUCGCUGCCCGACGGCAUCAUGGUGAAAACCUUCGAGGACCGCAUGGACCUGUUCUCAGCUCUGAUCAAGGGGCCCACGCGCACCCCUUACGAGGACGGCCUGUUCCUCUUCGACAUCCAGCUGCCAAACAUUUACCCGUCUGUGCCGCCCCUCUUCCGCUACCUGUCACAGUGCAGCGGGCGCCUCAACCCCAACCUCUACGACAACGGCAAGGUCUGCGUCAGCCUGUUGGGCACCUGGAUCGGCAAGGGUACAGAGAGGUGGACCAGCAAGUCUAGCCUGCUGCAAGUGCUCAUCUCCAUCCAAGGCCUGAUCCUGGUCAACGAGCCCUACUACAAUGAGGCAGGUUUCGACAGUGACCGGGGCCUGCAGGAAGGCUAUGAGAACAGUCGCUGCUACAACGAGAUGGCCCUCAUCAAGAUGGUGCAGUCCAUGACCCAGCUGCUGCAGACUCCCAUAGAGGUGUUCCAGCAGGAGAUCCGGCAGCACUUCACCUCCAACGGCUGGCGCCUGGUGCACCGCCUGGAUGCCUGGCUGGAGCUCCACGAGCUAGCCGAGAGGGGCCCUCCGCCAAGACCAUCCCGGGACAGGCCUCCCUCAGUGGGUCCUCUAGACGAGACGCUCCCCUUGGAUCUUCUGGCCCACAGCACCCCCAACAAGCACCAGGGCACCGGGGAUGAAGAGCUGGAGGACUCUGGCCUAAGCUUUUCCACCACCGCCGCCUCCCAGCAGGAGCUCAGCCAGAACUUGGACUGCGACGGCACCGUCUCGGCCAGUGAGGUGGCCGGGGCGAGCGUGGUGGUCUCCGGGUCGGUUAGGGGGGCCGCCUCAGACUCCGCGGGCGGUAGCCAGCCGGCGGUGCGACCAAAGAAGCGCAGGAAGAGCUACCGGAGCUUCCUGCCCGAGCGGAGCGGGUAUCCCGACAUUGGCUUCCCCCUCUUUCCUCUCUCCAAGGGCUUUGUGAAGAGUGUGCGCUGCGUGCUGCUGCAGUACCGGGCCGCCCUGGCCGCCACCUCCAUCCCCGACCACGUAGAGGACAAGUAAGUGACUAGUGACUCCCCCAACGCCCACCACCACCUCAAUCCUCAGCCCACCCUCCAAGAGCUGCACUGUGCCCUCAAUGAUCUCCCAAAUAGCCCCUGUACCCUCUGAUCCCCCUUGCCCAGCUGCUGCCCAGUGCCCCUGCCCCUCGGCCAUCUAUCUAGUGCACUCUUGCCCCCCCCUCCCCUCCCUCAGACCACUAGAGGCUAACUUGGUGUAUGCGCUUUCCUUCAGUGUCCAGAGUCCAGACAGAGGCCAGAUGUGAAGGGAGAGGAGUGGGAGUGUCUUAUGGAGAUCUAAGCCACGGAGCAUAAGCACCCCUCCCCACCUUCUGAGCUCUCAUGGACACACAGACAAGGAGCGAGAGCCUCGACUGGAAGGCAGCGCCACACGUCUGCCCCUCGUGGGCCCUGACGGACGAGGGAUGAGGAAGGAGAGGAGGAGAGAUGCAGAGAAGCUGGUUUGUUU